AUCCAGACCGCAGACACACGGUAGCUUAUCGUGGUCAAGUUCGUCAUUUAAUAAACAAGUAUAAGACAGAAGAGCAGCAGCAGCAGCAGCAAAAUGGCUUGUAACAAAUUAUUAAUCGGAGCGAUUCUGUCGCUCUUCUGCGCCUAUUACGCUUACGCCCAAGUGCAGCAGCAGCCGCAGCAACAAGGCCAGACCUACCAGAUGGACCAGAUCUGCCUGGGCUGCAUCUGCGAGGCCGCCUCGGGUUGCAACACCACAGUGGGCUGCGUGGGCGACGUCUGCGGUCCCUUCCGCAUCACCUGGGGCUACUGGGCCGACGCCGGCAAGCCGACCGUCGGUAAUCAGCCGGCCUCCAGCAAUACGGCCUACUCGGAUUGCGCGAACGACGCCUUGUGCGCCGGUAGAACCGUGCAAGGAUACAUGAACAGAUUCGCUCAGGACUGCAACGGAGACGGCCGCAUCACCUGCGACGACAUCGCCCGCGUCCACUACCUCGGCGGCUACGGCUGCUCCACGGGCCAGCUCGAGAAGAAGUACGAGGCCGGCUACUACAACUGCCGACAAGCCUUCCCCAAUGCCGCGCCAUGAGAGAAAGAGAUUAAAAGUCAUCCACAGAUCCGUCCAUCCGCAAUUUCGUUAAUUAUUUUAUAAUAAAUAAAAACAUUUAUUUGUACUAACUAUUUAAGGUAGUCCAGCCAAGUCUCUCAUUUUUAUGUAAAAGCAUCAUCGAGAAGAGUGCGUGACUCCAUUAGUAUGUAGAAUCGUAACGAGCUUUAAUUUUUUCAUUGUGUACGUGCUGCGUGUGUAAAAGUGACGUUUAUAUAUUAAAAAGGCAGUAAAAUAGAAACGACAGAAAAA
Messenger RNA from Trichogramma pretiosum, 858 nucleotides. Its product is annotated as lysozyme-like. The transcript has 4 exons. Bases 94 to 588 code for a protein of 164 amino acids. The record is from RefSeq and is a predicted model, not a curated record. NCBI's taxonomy places the organism in Eukaryota, Metazoa, Arthropoda, Insecta, Hymenoptera, Trichogrammatidae. Gene Ontology annotation, molecular function: lysozyme activity.